Caenorhabditis remanei is the source of this 957-nucleotide messenger RNA. RefSeq lists its product as uncharacterized. The coding region runs from base 1 to 957 and encodes 318 amino acids. Gene Ontology annotation, molecular function: protein binding. The record is from RefSeq and is a predicted model, not a curated record. The transcript has 3 exons. Gene Ontology annotation, biological process: embryo development. NCBI's taxonomy places the organism in Eukaryota, Metazoa, Nematoda, Chromadorea, Rhabditida, Rhabditidae.
AUGGCUGCCCCCUUGGAGCCAUUCCCUAUUCAACGCCUUCCUCACGUCCCACUUCUGGAAGUUUUGAAGUUUAUGGAUCCAACGGAAAUAAUCGCCGUCUCUCAAACCUCCAAAAAAUCCUAUGGAAAGAUCAGACAAGAGGCUAAAAGGCUCUCAUUCGACUUGUCGCUGUUCGUCUUUGAGUACGCGCAUUCCCUCAUAUUUUGGCAAAGAACAAGAAGGUGUGAAGAGCUGCUAGUGAUCCAUGAUGAGUAUACCCCAACGCAUAACACACUUUUCGACUAUACCACGAAGCCAGUUUCCUCGAGGUGCUCUGAUUUACACGAAGGCUACCGCGAUAUUAUCGACUUUUUGAACGACUUAUUUUCGAUUAAAAGUGUGUCAGUGGAUUUCGCUGGUUGUUGGCAACUCGAGAUAAAUACUCUUCUCCAACAUAUCAAACAUAUCGGAUUGAAAAUGGAUGAAAUCGUUUUGCGAGGACCAGGCGAUCAUGACGAAGAGAUAAUCGGAAAGUGCGAUGGAGCGCGAAUGCUUCGCCUGAUAGAUCCGAGGAAUUGUAAUGUCCAAUCGAUUCAUCUGGAACAACUUGUGAUUAAGACUCCAGAUGAAUACGACGCAUCUCAUUUGGAUACGGUAUUGAAUUCUAAGGCGGUGGUUAUUAAACUUGGAUGCGGUGGAGUCAACUUGGACGAAUUCUGGAAGAAGUGGAUGGCUGGAAGAUAUGAGUUGAAAUACUUUGAAAUGACUGUCAACAGAAAUCCAUUUGAUCUACCGAAAAUGGUUGAGGGUAUGGAGGCGGAGAUGAUGGAGAGAUAUGCUGUUAAUCACGGUGGAGAAAUCCACGAAUUCCAGCCUAAUCAGUGUUAUCGUGUCAAGAGACCAGAUGGAGACUAUGCAAUGUUGUACACAAUUGGAGAUGUUAUCACUUUCAGGAAGAAAUGCCGCCCGCCUCAAUAG